Messenger RNA from Colletotrichum destructivum, 2220 nucleotides. Its product is annotated as Putative phosphoglucose isomerase (PGI), phosphoglucose isomerase, SIS domain 1. The record is from RefSeq and is a predicted model, not a curated record. Gene Ontology annotation, cellular component: cytosol. Bases 455 to 2116 code for a protein of 553 amino acids. Lineage: Eukaryota; Fungi; Ascomycota; Sordariomycetes; Glomerellales; Glomerellaceae. Gene Ontology annotation, biological process: glucose 6-phosphate metabolic process; gluconeogenesis; glycolytic process. The transcript is spliced from 6 exons. Gene Ontology annotation, molecular function: glucose-6-phosphate isomerase activity; carbohydrate derivative binding; monosaccharide binding.
CUCGCUUUGUCUUAGGCAGGUAAGUAAGGUAGGUACUGUACUCUUACUCACCCACUCACGAUUCACUCAAGUCAUUUGGUGGUCCAUUGCUCAACAGAGGCGGAUCCAAGUCCCCAGCCCACUCACUCACUCCUCACUCCUCACUGCUCACUCACCUCAGUCAGCCAAAAGGUAAAGUAUCGUCUUGCUUCUAAAGUACCGCCCUCCCCCACGUCAUUCCCGUUCCGCGUCCUCCUCGACUCUCCUCCUCUUCCUUCUUCCAUCUCUCUCAUUGAUACCCCCCUCCUCUUCAGCUUCAGCUUCACCUCACACACACAACACAGACUCACCGCAUCUCACCCAUCUCCUCCACACAGCUGUUCUUACUGAGACCCGAGCUCGUCCCAGAUUGCGAUCUUCCCCCAUCAACACAAGAGCCUAGCAACACCCCGACCCUCCUCCCCGACCGCCCAAGAUGCCUCAAGCUUCCAGCCUCCCCGCCUGGGCCGAGCUCCAGGCUCACCGCGACAACGUCGGCAAGAACUUCGUCCUCAAGGAGGCCUUUGCCAACGACACGGACCGCUUCGCCAAGUUCUCCCGUACCUUCAAGAACGCCGCCUCGGGCACCGACAUCCUCUUCGACUUCUCAAAGAACUUCCUGACCGAUGAGACCCUCGACCUGCUCGUCAAGCUCGCCGAGCAGGCCGGCCUCGAGAAGAAGCGCGACGCCAUGUUCGCCGGCGAAAAGAUCAACUUCACCGAGCAGCGCGCCGUCUUCCACACCGCCCUCCGCAACGUCGGCGACUGGGAGAUGAAGGUUGACGGUGUCGACGUCAUGUCCAACAAGGGCGGCGUCCGCGACGUCCUUGAGCACAUGAAGGAGUUCUCCGAGCAGGUCCGCUCCGGCGAGUGGAAGGGCUACACCGGCAAGAAGCUGACCACCAUUGUCAACGUCGGCAUCGGAGGUUCCGACCUCGGCCCCGUCAUGGUCACCGAGGCCCUCAAGCACUACGGUGCCAAGGACCAGACCCUGCACUUCGUCUCCAACAUUGACGGCACCCACAUGGCCGAGGCCCUCGCCAACUCGGACCCCGAGACCACCCUCUUCCUCAUUGCCUCCAAGACCUUCACCACUGCCGAGACCACCACCAACGCCAACACGGCCAAGUCGUGGUUCCUCGAGAAGACGGACGGCAAGGGCGACAUCGCCAAGCACUUCGUCGCCCUGUCCACCAACGAGGAGGAGGUCACAAAGUUCGGCAUCGACGCCAAGAACAUGUUCGGCUUCGAGAGCUGGGUCGGCGGCCGCUAUUCCGUCUGGAGCGCCAUCGGCCUCAGCGUCGCCAUCUACGUCGGCUACGACAACUUCCACAAGUUCCUCGCCGGCGCCCACGAGAUGGACAAGCACUUCCGCGAGACCCCGCUCAAGGAGAACAUCCCCGUCCUCGGCGGUCUCCUCAGCGUCUGGUACUCGGACUUUUUCCAGGCUCAGACUCACCUCGUCGCUCCCUUCGACCAGUACCUCCACCGCUUCCCCGCCUACCUGCAGCAGCUGUCCAUGGAGUCCAACGGCAAGACCAUCACCUCGGACGGAACCCCCGCGAAGUACACCACCGGCCCCAUCCUCUUCGGCGAGCCCUGCACCAACGCCCAGCACUCCUUCUUCCAGCUCGUCCACCAGGGCACCAAGCUCAUCCCUGCCGACUUCAUCCUUGCCGCCAAGAGCCACAACCCCAUUGGCGACGGCGUCCACCAGAAGAUGCUGGCCUCCAACUACUUUGCCCAGGCUGAGGCUCUGAUGGUCGGCAAGACGGCCGAGCAGGUCCGCGCCGAGGGUGCCCCCGAGGAGCUCGUCCCCCACAAGAUCUUCCUGGGCAACCGCCCUACCACCAGCAUCCUGGUCGGCGGUCACAUCGGCCCCGCCGAGCUUGGCGCCCUGAUCGUCUACUACGAGCACCUUACCUUCACCGAGGCCGCCGUCUGGGACAUCAACGCCUUCGACCAGUGGGGUGUCGAGCUGGGCAAGGUUCUUGCCAAGAAGAUUCUCAAGGAGCUCGAUGAGGCCGGCAACGGCGAGGGCCACGACGUCUCCACUGGCGGCUUGAUCGGUGCCUUCAAGAAGUACUCCAACUUGUAAUGACUAAUGUGCGCUGCGUUGUUCUUUUUGGUAGUUCAAAAAUUGGAAAGAGAGGGUUAGGGUGUUACGACACACCCAUAUUGCAAUGAAGCCAGCGGUCGAGA